AUAUUCAACAGAAAAGAUGCCAUUUCAUAGCAACACAUUUUAGAGCUUGGUUAUUUCUUUUAUUAAAAAUUAAUUAAGAAAUAACAAUAACAGGUCAGGUUCAAGGAAGGAAGCAUUAUGCCAUAGUAUCACGGUGUUAAAAAAAUACAUUUUAGAUAAUAUAGAAAAGCUGUAAACUCAAUGUUAUUUUGCGAUCAGAUAAUUCCUUCCUCAUCAUGAGUUUUUCUCAUAUAAGUAUACUCACCCUGUUGAUACUUUUCUCACGUGGAGAAAAGACGAUUGAAGUUAAGUCUGCAAGUGACUUUAAAGAUGUUCUUCCAACAGAUAUCAAAGGUCCAAAGUCUCUCAGUGACGAUAUUGCUAUUAUUGGAGCAGGACCUAGUGGAAUUCAUAUGGCUUACUUGUUAAAAGAGAAAGGUUUUAAAAAUGUGAAGAUUCUAGAAAGAACCAACCGCCUCGGCGGAAAGUCAACAUCAAUCAAAUACAGAGGCACCAUACACGAGCUGGGAACAGUUUAUAUAUCUAAAGACUACGAAGAAAAUGUAAUUUCUCUACUAAAACAAUUUACUAACAAUAGCUUAGUUCCAAUACCUAUGGCAAGCGUUUGGGCAGAUAACUCAACAAGUGGCAUUCCAUUUGCGACUUAUAUUUUUCUUAAGCUGAAAUCCAAAUAUAAGGACGUGUCGUUGGAUAAUUUGAAAAAGAUGUAUGUCUCCACCAUAUACAAAUACAUAGCAUUACAUCGAAGCUUGUUCGGUGAAUAUAAAGGAGAGUUAAUGCCAGAACCAAGUGAACAAACAAAGUCUAAAAUUUCUGGUUCGUUUUAUGAUUUUUUAAAACGCAACGAGUUGGAGGAUUUGAAAGAUUUACUGACAGCGUCUUUUACCUUACAAGGGUAUGGUCAAUUAGAUGAGGUACCAGCCUUGUAUGGAUUACUAUGGAACACACCAAGGUUGAUGCAAGGCAUUGUUAGUUUCUUGAAUGGUGAUGACGGAGGUUUAUACAUUCUUUCAAAUGGCUUUGAGAGUCUUUGGAGUUCAAUGGCAAUUACACUCGACCUUGAUAUAACGUACAACAUUUCCGUCCGAUAUAUUCACAUUGACGACAAUGCGCAUGACAUAAACGGCAAGACCAAUAAGAUCUUUGUCUACUAUAAAGAUGACCCAAAAGGACCAAUUAAAAUCGAAAGUUACGACUUCCUUAUAUGGACACCUCCAGUGUCUAAAAUUGUGAAACUUAUUGGUGGCAAAGAAACGAAGGAGGAGAAGAAAAUGUUCUCCUCCAUGGAGCAUACGUAUUACACUACAUCUCUAGUUGAUGUGUUCGAAUCGAAACGAAGCGUUAGCCCAGUAGACUGGUGGUUUGAUCGCAUCUAUUCAAAGCAGAACAUGGCUGUAUGGGCGUCAAGAGAAAGUUACGCCAGUACACACGGUUACCAUGGAUACAGUUAUGCCGAGGGUAAGUACCCGACAGGAGACGAUGGUGAUAAGAAACGAACAUCGGUUUUUUAUCAGUACAGCAAGAAGAAGCCUAAUAAAAGGCAACUACGAUCUAUACUGAAACAGCAUCUGAAAAAUUAUGGGGCUACCAGAAGUAGGAUGUUAUACCAGCGAAAAUGGCCAUAUUUUGAAAGGUUUAAUUUUCGAGAUGCAGAACAGGGCCAUCAUUGGAAAGUCUUGAGAUUGCAAGGAAAACACAAAAUUUGGUUUUGUGGGAGCUCGGUUUCUUUUGAAUCAGUAAAAAGUGUGAUUGAAUACAACCACUUACUGGUUUCAAGAAUGAAGAAACCUGAAGUUAGAAUUGACUGAUUAGGUAUAGUUAAAAAAAGUUAUAAAAGAUUUAAUUCUUUCGGUUA
This is a messenger RNA of Hydractinia symbiolongicarpus, 1855 nucleotides long. RefSeq lists its product as uncharacterized. Bases 216 to 1808 code for a protein of 530 amino acids. The transcript has 3 exons. Gene Ontology annotation, molecular function: oxidoreductase activity. The record is from RefSeq and is a predicted model, not a curated record. NCBI's taxonomy places the organism in Eukaryota, Metazoa, Cnidaria, Hydrozoa, Anthoathecata, Hydractiniidae.